Phytophthora infestans T30-4 is the source of this 1634-nucleotide messenger RNA. RefSeq lists its product as uncharacterized. Bases 1 to 1464 code for a protein of 487 amino acids. The transcript is spliced from 4 exons. The record is from RefSeq and is a predicted model, not a curated record. Lineage: Eukaryota; Oomycota; Peronosporomycetes; Peronosporales; Peronosporaceae.
AUGCGUGUCAACGUCAAGGUGCAUGGUCUGCAGUUUGUGGUGCCCUGUGGUGAAGGAGGUCAAACCUGUCGCUGGCUCGGGCUAGUUGCUGCUCAGCGGUACGCUCUUGUUGCACCGCACGGUCGCUGUCGCACACGCGAGGAUGCUCAUAUCAAACAAGGAUUCUUCCUUCCUGCUGGUAUCGUCAAGCUGAACGGCCAAGUGUUGCGUCCGGAGAAGCGCAUUGUCGACGUUUGCAAGGAUAACGAAACCUUGACUGUCCGACUGCAGCAAGAAGUGACUGUGAAUGAGAUCGGUACACCUCAAUUCACAACGUGGACGACGAAUGCGUUCUUUCCUUCGCAAAAGCGCGUUGAUUUUCCCGAUGCUGCUGAUGCUAAAGCUGACGUUAAGAAGACAACGUCGGAUGGAACUUCAUCUUCGGCUGAAGAAAUGAAGCAAUAUGCGCGUGCUGAGAUGCUGCAACAAGUGAAUUCAGGGCAAUUCUUGUCCGACAUGGAGGUGGAGGCUGCGUUCCUGUACGACUGGAGUCGUAUUCACCUUGAAGAGAUUGAAAAGGACCCUCAUGAACGCGAACUCCUUCAAGAGUUGCUGCUGUCUUGUUUCUCCGAGCUCAACGCGGGGUACAUGCAUUACGCUACUGGUAGCAGUGAGCUCACGUACGGCAUGAACGGGGCCGAGUUCGUACACUUCCUUCAUGAAUGCGAACUAGCACGACUCCAUGAUGUUAACGCCCAGAAAACCGUGGAGAAGGUGGUCUCGCAGUGUUUACGCCGCGACACACUUGUUGCGAUGCAUGAUCGUGGCACAUUGUCUCGAGUUGGCUAUAUCCAUGCAUUGCUAAGGGUGGUGCAGGCUAUGGAGACGUCGUCUACGAAAGAUAUCUUUAGUGAACAUUUGGACAACAUUCUCAAGACCCAAGUUCUUCCCACUAUCACUCGACUUACAAGCGGACCUUUCCGAGAUCACUCACACCAUGAUAAAAUGGUGGCGACUUUCCAGGAAGCCAAGCCGAAGCUCCUCAAGCUAUACCUAAAAUACGCCCAAGAACAUGCUUCGAAGCAAGCUCCUCGGAAGAAAAGCGACAAUCCAGAGGCGGCCGAUGCGUCGGUCUCCACACCUUCGCCGUGUUCACCCAUUUCAUCAACUUGGCCACAACUGCUCUCAGCGGUAGGAUUGAGGAGCAUGUUAUACGACUGCGGCAUGUUCUGCUCCGGCACUCCCGAGGAACAGGAAACGCUCUUUGAUCGUGCUGUGGAGCAAAGUUUCUCGGGAAUGCGAGAGGUGGAGCGUAUCGAAGAUCGGAUGGUGGUCUUCAGCGAGUUCCUGGAGGUUACCGCUCGAGUUGCUUUGGCCGUACUUGACAGCGAAAAUGAGUUGCCACCUCGAGAUGCCAUUAAACUUGCGCUGGAAGCUGUGUGCAGCCUGCCACUAAAGAGUGAAGCCAUAAAAGCGAGGAAGUAAAGUGGCCGCAGUAGAAGUACGCAACGACGUGUUCAAUGUCUCAUCGAAGCUUGCAUGUCCUGUUUGCGGCCACGAAUAAGAUGAAGGUACGUAACUUACGUCGUAAGUGCACCCACGUACUGUACGCCAACUUGCAACAAAACUCAAAAAUAAAUGAAAACUAAAUAUUU